This is a messenger RNA of Monopterus albus (swamp eel), 1131 nucleotides long. RefSeq names its product transferrin receptor protein 2-like. Bases 1 to 1131 code for a protein of 376 amino acids. The transcript has 9 exons. Lineage: Eukaryota; Metazoa; Chordata; Actinopteri; Synbranchiformes; Synbranchidae. Gene Ontology annotation, cellular component: external side of plasma membrane. Gene Ontology annotation, biological process: endocytic iron import into cell. The record is from RefSeq and is a predicted model, not a curated record.
AUGACAUUUGUGACGUCAGAUGCGGAGGAGGAGGUGGGGCCUAGCAAUGACAUCACAGCAUUGUUGCUGAGGUAUCGCCAUGCAUUUCUACUGGCCUAUGCAGUGUUCAGCGGGCACUGUUCCCAGGUGGGGGGCCAGGGGGAGGAGGACGAGCAGCCAGGGGGUGUAGCUAAACCACCUGCAGAGGGAGGGGCGGGGCUUUACCUGGGAGAGCUCAGGGUGAUGAUGAGGAUGCUGUUGCAGGAUGAAGAUAUCCACAACAUGGUCAGUCGAGUCAGCAGAGCAAACCAUCCUCCAGGAUCCGCAGAGGGAACGUCUCUGGCCUCUGAGAUCCUACGUCGCUUCACACAGCUGCAGAUGGACCACACCUGGACCGAGUCCCUAUGCGCCACGCUGCAGUUCCCCGACAGGUCUCAGAGGAGCUCCCUGUGGCUGGUGGACUCAGCUGGACUGGUCGCAGAGCAGAUUCCUCUCAACCCGUCUGACUUCUGUCCUUACAGCGCCGCAGGAAGUACCACGGCAUUUCCCUCUUUCAAUCACACUCAGUUCCCACCUAUCCAGUCCUCCGGCCUGCCCCUCAUCCCAGCCCUGCCUAUCAGCGCCACUGUGGCCGCCAAGCUGCUCAGUCAGCUGUCAGGUCCGUCCUGUCCUCCAUUAUGGCGAGGUCGGCUGCUGUAUGUACGCUGUGUUGUCAGUCCAGAAUUCAGCUCCGGACGCAGAGUCAAGAUGUCUGUCCACAACGUGAUGACGCCAGUGCUGUUCAACAACAUCUUCUCGUCUCUGGAAGGCCGGGUUGAGCCAGACCAGUACAUCAUACUGGGAGCUCAGAGGGACUUGCUGAGUCCAGGAGCUGUGAAGUCUGGAGUUGGAACAGCGAUCCUCCUGGAGCUGGCCCGAACUUUCUCCGCUAUGGUGAAGAACGGGUUCAGUCUCAGACGAAGUUUGCUGUUUGUCAGUUGGGAUGCUGGAGAGUUUGGGAACGUUGGAGCCACUGAGUGGCUGGAGGGAUACCUGUCCAUGCUGCACCUGAAGGCUGUAGCCUAUUUCAGUCUCGACCAGGCUGUCAUGGGUAACACAGAGCUCUCAUCCAAUCAGGAGACGUCUUUAAUCUGCCAGCCAAUCAGGGUCUGA